GAUACGUUAAAAAUAUUAUUCAGUGAAUUCAGCUGAAAUGGGACUCUACAAGCACUACAAGUCUGUGACAGACUGGAGGCUGGUGAUGGAGACAAUUUCAUGUUGGGAUGACAAAUGUCUUGGAUUUUGAAAAGCACUUUGAAUAGUUAAGUUACACUAUUUGCUGAUAUUAGGUUCAUAAGGUCACUUUCAGGGUUACAGUUAUUGUUUUUUCGGCUGCUUCAUGGGUGCCACAGCAAAUCAUUUUCCACUAAUUUAUCCUAUCCUCUUGUACACACUCAAAAAAGGGUUGUUGUAUAAGCAUGUAAGUUCAUGGAUGCGGAUUGAAAUUACUUUAUUCUACAUAUUUUAAAUAAAGUCUUGUCUGUUUUUUUGUUGGCCUGAACAAUCCUAAAGUUAUGUUUUAUGCCUUAAAGCAGUACACUGGCUCUAGGUCGCCAAUAGAGGGUAGUAUUUGUUAGUAUUUGUACUUUUUAAACUAACUGUUUUUUGAUUGUCAUAAAUUAAGCAUAAAUUAUGGCAAAUGGCAACACUCAUUACUCAUAGUAGAUGAUAGAUAAGUGGUGAAUAUGAACAUGACUGUGAAAUAAAAUGGGCUAUAUAUAUAUAUAUAUAUAUAUAUAUAUAUAUAUUCUUUUCUUUUUUACAGAUUUUAUGUACCCAUUUAUCUAUAUGUUAUUGAACACGUGUAAUACUAUAGCAAUUUAAUAUAAAUGUCAUUUUUAAAACCUACUGAUGUGCUUUAGGAUUUAGUCAUUUACUGAAAAUUGUGGACCAAUAAAAACAACCUGUCGUCAAAAACUGUAGAAUUUUUAGCCAUAUCUGAAGGAUGGUCCAUUAUUAAGUAGCCUCCAAAUACAACUGAGACAUAUAGCCAACCCCUAGAGUUAGGUCCAAAUGUCAAAUCCUCUAAUUGUUAUAGAAUCUUUUCACAUUUGAAAGCAAAUUCUUCAUUUCUGUAUCAUUCCUAAUAUAAAUCAGAUAUAAAACACAUCUUGCUUAAUAUUUUAAAUUUGAAAUUCAAGCUUAAACAAGAGUACAGGAGGAGGACAGAUAUAACAUGAUAAAUAUCAUAUUGAACAAUCACUAGUAUAUAAAUGAAUGUAUUAUUCUUUACUGUUUUAGCUAGGUAGCUAGCUAACUUAACAACAUGCAGAACUUUCAGUAGUUUGACAGAAGAUGACCAUUGCACAUGAUCCUGAGUGUGAUAGGCUGUUAAAGCACUCUGAAAUCUUUAACACAACAUGUAACCACUACUGGAAGGGAAUUGAGUCAACUUCUCCCAUUGAAAAAAUAUCAGAAUAAAAGAUUAUUCUGUAACAAAACAUUACUAGACAAUUCAAAACUUGUUCUACUGUAUGUUCUAUUCAUGACACAGAUCCUGAUAUAAUUUCAACAAUUAUACAGAAGAGUGUCAUGUCACAUUAUUGGAUUUAGGAAACAAAGACACAGAUUCCAGACUAAAUCAGAAAGAAAUUUGGAAUGUGACUUAUACACAAGGCUUUCACAAUGUUUUCAAGACAACUAAACAGCAAUUUUUUAGUUGCAAUCAUUAAAUGGCUAAAGAAUAUGAACAAAGGUUACAUUUGAGAGGAAAUCCUGCUUGUCCAAACCAUAUGAUGUAAACGUGCUAAGGACCAGAGAAAUGGUAAAUAAUUACUCAGUUGUUCUGCUUUAAAAGCCCCAGUAGAAUUGCGUAACCAAAAUAACAGAGUUUUGCUCAGAUUGAAGAAGACCAAUAGAAACGCGCACUGUAACACGCCAAUAACAAGUGCGUCACCAUAGUGCGCGCGGAAAUGGGUUUGACUUGGGUAUUUCCAAGCUUUUGCAACAAGUCUACAAUUCCAUUGUUAGACACUCAGCGCUUCAACAGUUGCACCACUUUCUGUAAAACAUGGCCGGAAAACUGGAGCCGUCCAUGUAUCUUUUCGACGUGCCACCGCUGGUAAUGGAGACAUUUUGUAAAGUGAUGGACAGCGGUUUUGACAGCCUCGGUUGGAGAGGUUUGGCGGCUCGCAUUCUGCCCAGCUGGCUGGAGGUCAGGUGCACAGAGAUGCAUGUAGCUGCUGGAAGAAGCCCGACUCAUGAGCUGCUCUGGUCCUGGGCUCAGCAGAACAAAACUCUAGAGGAUCUGAUGAGGGUUCUGGAAGAUAUGGGACACCAUCGAGCACUCGAUCUUUUCCGUUCUCACGGUGCGCACAUUGGAUACACAUACAAAGACACACCACACAGCUCUUCAGCCCAGAACAUUUCUAAGCCUCAAACGCAUGACGAAGGACCAAGACUGUGUUCUGAUCCUAACCAGGAGUCUGUGUUUGGUGAAGGCAGACGACAAAAGGCUUUGAUCACUUACUUAGAGGUCAAAGUAGGAACCAGGAACUUCCAUCAGGAUUUGAAAAUUGCAGACAGUACGUUUGCAGCAGUUUACCAGGGAAGACAAGGAAACAAAAGCUUUGCUGUGAAGGUUUUCAAGCAGGGGAACAAGAAGUCUUGGAAGGAUUUGUGGAAAAAGUUCAAGACAGAAAUUGAAGUUUUAAAUUUCUUUGAUCAUCCCAACAUCUUGGAGCUUUGGGGUUGUUUUUCAGAGGAUGAGCGCUACUGUUUGGUCUAUCCGUUCAUGUCUAAUGGAUCUCUGUUUCAUAAACUGCAUAAUGAGGAAAGCGGGAGGCUCCUGUCAUGGCAGCAGAGACUCAAUAUAAUCAAAGGCACAGCAAAUGCUGUACAUCACCUGCAUACUGCUCAACCUUGCAUGGUUAUCUGUGGAAACAUCACAAGUUCAAAUAUUCUGCUGGAUGAACGCUUACAGCCCAAGCUGUCCGAUUUUGGAAUGGCUCGUCUCAGACCCCACACUGUUAACCAGAGCUUUACCAUCACCAUGGACACAGGUUCCCGCAGCAACCUGGCCUACUUACCAGAGGAGUAUAUACGUGAUGGAAAACUAUCGGUCAAAUUAGACAUUUACAGCUUUGGUAUGGUCAUUCUGGAGACAUGCACAGGAAAGAAAGUGGUACAGGAGACACCAAAGCAAACAUUACUGAGGGAUGAGCUGAGUUUAGAGGCAGAAGAGAAGGGCUCUGUGGAUGCCUGCCUAUGCUUUCUGGACUCCAGAGCAGGAGAGUGGCCCACCACAGCUGCCCUCUGCCUGCUCCGCCUGGGUCUGGAGUGUACAAACAGCCGAGCCCGAGCCAGACCAAGCAUGGUCAAUGUUUUAGCAAAGCUUAAUGAGCUUCUCCCUUUGCCCUUUGCCCUGGAUGAGUGUCCACGGACCCUGGCUGACAUGACAUCACCUUCUGUACCUGUUGCUGAUCAUAGACUGAGCUCCAGCCUGCCUGAGGAGGACGAUGAGCCUAAGCUCAACGUAGAGUCCAAACCUCUAGAAUGCAGCCAGUCAGAGGUCACGUUCGUGGAUAAGAAAGAACAUUACAGAUGCCUGUACAGCAGCUCUGUCAUGAACAGGAGGAGAGAAGACGCAGUUGUGCAGUGCCAUCAGACAGAAUGCGCCCCUGCACUGGAUCUAUACAGCAGCUGGCCUGUUGAGUGCAGCUGCGCAGCCGGAGCGGAAACGUGCUGUGAGGACUGCUGGGCCAAUGGCUUUAGCCACAAUCCGUCCUUCAUCCCUCAAGAUGACAGAAGACAGCAUUGUGAAAGUACAAUAGAAAAUCCUGCUAAAAUGAGGCUCCGCUAUAAAAUCCAGUUGUACAACCAAGGCUUACUCAAGACGGAGGAACUGCUUUCAAUGACAUCAGACUGAUUCAGUAACUCUGUAUUGUCCAUGUCUGGGUUUGUACAUAUUUCAGCAAUACCUCAAUGCCUCAAGUGCAAAAGGAUCUUUUUUAUAUGGAACACAAUCUUAGCUAUUUAAGUACUGUAUCUUAAAGGCAAAGUUAGAAAUAUUGUAUUCUAAGGUUACCGAUAUCGAUACUCAGCAAAAAAGAUGUACUGACGAUGAAUGAUCCAGUGCAGUCAUUACUAUCAUAUCAGUUUGUAUAGUUUACAUAAUAUAAUAUAUUUAAUAUUUAAUUAUAUAUUUUACUUGUUGGUGUGUUGCUGUGCUUUCAGACAGUGUAGAAUAUAAGGGGUAAAAUAAAAGAAAAAAUUGUAAAAUGAACUAAUGAUUAUGUAGCAGCAAAAUUUUUUUUGUUUAAAUAAAAAAAUUUAGCAUGGGAGAGGCAGCAAGACAUCAAGAACCAUCUCUGAACAAAGACUGUAUGUGGCCAUGAUUACCAUUUAAACAAUAGUAUCACCUGACAUAUAAGUGAUUAAGUAUUUAACCUAGUGAGCCAGCAUUAAUGUAUCCAAUGUUAGAGAUUUAAGCACUUAUGUACGUCGCUCUGGAUAAGGGGUCUGCCAAAUGCCGUAAAUGUAAAUGAUAACACCUGUAACAAUACCAAGCCAAGCUGUACAUGACCAUCUAGCUAAACAAUAUUAUCACCAGACCAUAGGGGAGAUACUCAGUUCUUACUCUCAAUUUGCAUUCAAAGUGAAAAUUCAUUUAAAUUACAUAACAGUAUAAAAUGUUUGAGCAGAUUUGUCUUGCAUUCUCUUGACUCAGAUGAACCCAAAGUCCUUUGUAUUUUGUCACUGCUCCACUAUAAUAAACUUCUCCUUCGUUUUGAUUGUA
Tachysurus vachellii is the source of this 4621-nucleotide messenger RNA. It is a transcript of the gene irak3, whose product is annotated as interleukin-1 receptor-associated kinase 3. The coding region runs from base 1895 to 3751 and encodes 618 amino acids. Gene Ontology annotation, biological process: signal transduction; protein phosphorylation. The record is from RefSeq and is a predicted model, not a curated record. Gene Ontology annotation, molecular function: protein kinase activity; ATP binding; protein binding. The transcript has 13 exons. Lineage: Eukaryota; Metazoa; Chordata; Actinopteri; Siluriformes; Bagridae.